ACAGUCUUGCAAAAAUCAUGCGUUUUGUGACUCUUGCAAUCGUCAUUUUUGUGGCAGUGGCCGCCACCGAAGCCUCCCCCAGACCGGCCGGUCUUGCAGGAUAUAACCGGCGGGGGUGGAGUCGCUUAUUUGGGCGGAGCGUCGACCCGAUCGACGGCGAUCUGAUUGGCCGUAGCGUGGAUCCAAUCGAUGGCGAUUUGAUCGGGCGGAGCGUCGAUCCCAUCGACGGCGGUCUGAUUGGUCGCAGUCUCGACCGAAUCGGCGGAGGGAACCUCGUAGGGCGGAGCGUCGAUCCCAUCGACGGAGAUUUGAUUGGUCGCAGUCUCGACGGGAUCGGCGGAGGGAACCUGGUUGGGCGGAGCGUCGAUCCCAUCGACGGCGAUCUGAUUGGCCGAUCGAUUGAUAUUAAACGCCUACUUGACGGAUACAGACGAAAUGCUUACGAGGAGGUGAUUGGGGAAAAAAGAGUUCGAAAUUUCGGAGUUUUGCAACUGGGAGGUGGCUAUGGAGUGGCAAAACGAGUCGUACAACCGGGUAAAUAUGAGACUAAGACAGAGAAACAUCGAAGGGGGCCACUCAAUGGCUUGAUUCCGGGCGGGGCUUUCGGUCGAGCAGCCCGGAGUUGUCUCAAGUCCAACUGUUUGAGACUCCUCAAAGGCCGAAUAGAGGAGAAAAUUCAGCCAUAUUUUUCUUUUGACAGCGACAGACAAGCAACGAAGCCUGGCGUUUACAAGACCUACCAAUUACUGGAAAUGGAGUAAUUUGGAAUUUUUGUUGGACUUGUGUAGCUAGAUGUGUUGUUAAAUAAAACACUAAUUAAUUAAAAUGGGCAUAAUUGUAAACAUUUUUCUUCUUCUUCAUUGCAUCGACCACUCGCAAUUUGUGUUUUAAUCGGACUUGAAGCUCGUUUACUAUCUGUGUUAGACUCACCACACUGCACCAUGUGUACAAAUA
This is a messenger RNA of Tribolium madens (black flour beetle), 954 nucleotides long. RefSeq lists its product as uncharacterized. NCBI's taxonomy places the organism in Eukaryota, Metazoa, Arthropoda, Insecta, Coleoptera, Tenebrionidae. Bases 18 to 761 code for a protein of 247 amino acids. The record is from RefSeq and is a predicted model, not a curated record. The transcript is spliced from 7 exons.